Molecule: messenger RNA, 790 nt
Organism: Babjeviella inositovora NRRL Y-12698
Lineage: Eukaryota; Fungi; Ascomycota; Pichiomycetes; Serinales
Product: mitochondrial 54S ribosomal protein mL57
Exons: 1
Coding region: 29-721 (230 amino acids)
Biological process (GO): mitochondrial translation; RNA processing
Cellular component (GO): mitochondrial large ribosomal subunit
Molecular function (GO): structural constituent of ribosome; ribonuclease III activity
Source: RefSeq, a predicted model, not a curated record
CACCAUCCUUCUCCACAACCACACAAUAAUGAACACAAGAGCGAUGUUUGCCCUCCAGAACGUGCGCGUAGCGCCUACGCUCACCAGAACCUUGGUUCACUUGCACAGCGGCAAGAGAGUCGCGGGUCUCAAGAGAAACCCGUCCGAGUACCUUAAGGUCGGUGGCUACGAAUACGGCGUCCAAGCGGAAAACCUCCAGUUUGUGAAGGCCUUCUUGGCCCCGUAUGCGCUUCCAGACGAGGUUGUGCUCCAGGUGUUGACCCAUAAAUCGUUUGCUCACGGUAACAAACCGUAUAACGACAAGCUCGCCUACAUCGGCUCGCGCUUCCUCAACAACUUUCUCAGCAUCCGCGAGGCGUCUACCUCCUCCACCAACGCACACGCCGUAAACGGUCUCAACUUUGACGUGUUGGGCUCCCCAAUUGACAAGUCGCUCGCCAGUCCUGCCACCCGCUACUUGUUUGCCAAGGCGCACAACUUGAACAAGGUGUUGUUCUGGGCUGCCAGAGACGCCACCAUCGACAACCCACACCGCAGCGGCGAGGUCAAAAUCACUAACGAUGUUGUGUGUGCACUUGUGGGGGCUGUGCUUUUACAGAAGGGCGAGGCGGUUGCACAGACGUUUAUUCAGGAAAAGUAUUUAACCGGCGAGCACUCCCUCCUUGCGUACGGGUCUAAGUGUGUUGCGGCACUCCUGAAACACCAGGAGUUGCAGAGCUAAGAGGGUCGAACUGUAUAUAGAUUGUUUGUAAAUAUAUGGGCGAGAGCGGAUGCGUAGCUCGAGCUAAGA